Malaya genurostris is the source of this 3061-nucleotide messenger RNA. Its product is annotated as acylpyruvase FAHD1, mitochondrial. Bases 2241 to 2888 code for a protein of 215 amino acids. Gene Ontology annotation, cellular component: mitochondrion. The record is from RefSeq and is a predicted model, not a curated record. The transcript is spliced from 4 exons. NCBI's taxonomy places the organism in Eukaryota, Metazoa, Arthropoda, Insecta, Diptera, Culicidae. Gene Ontology annotation, molecular function: acetylpyruvate hydrolase activity.
CAGGACAGGUGCCUUACCGUCAUAUUUUCAUUUUUAGAGUAAAUCGGUACAAACAUCUGAGUAGGGAAUAUCGUGCGAUAGGCCCUUGCAAAUGUUACAAAAUUUAAUGCUCAUUGCAUUAUAACUUUCAUGUACACAAUAAUCGAUAAGAUUUUGUGUACAACAUGCUCAAAACCUGAGUAAUGUGCAAUGUGUUUGUAACUUUUGAAAGGGCAUAUCUUACGAUAUGUUCUUUUCACAUGUUUGUACCGAAGUGAUUAUUCAUUAUGUUUUGAAUGCUAGAUUUAUAUCAUUGUAACGUUAUGUGAUUUUUUAAUUAAAUAGGUAUUAUGUAGUAGAAGACGAAAUAUAUAAAAUAUAUUCACGUAAACAAAUAUUCCCUCCCAUUGGUUGGUGGGCUUGACGGUCUUGAAAACAUCAUCGCAUGCAAUCAAUUAGCGUGACAAUUUGAUAAAGAUAUGCGUUACAGCUUUUAGCUUCAUAGUUGAAUUAAAUGAAUAAGAUAUGGAACGGCAUGAAUAAGAUAUUGAUUGCAUUACGCUCCAACAUCCGAGGUUGGAGAGGCCGGUAGAGCUUAACUGAGCUUUUCUUUUGUUUUAUUUUUAUACUACCGGCCCCUAUUACCAGUGUGAAGUGGAAAUUAAGUGGAGUGAACGUAUCUCAAUUGCGGUUCACUCGAUGACAACAAAUGAUAGCGACAAAAUGCCGCAAAGAUAGCGAAACUGUCAUUCGCAUCGAUUCAACCCCUUCGAGACCACGAUCCAGAAAAAAAAUCAAAUAGACCGUUACAAUGACAAAUUUCUAUUAGCAGAAUAAUUAUUAAGUAAACUUCAAUCUUAAUGAAUUCAUUUUGAUAAUGCGUAUGUGAUCUGCCAUCGGCUGGAACAGGCACGGAUUUUUAAGCGUAUGCUAUUUAUUUGACAUAAUGAUUAUUUUGUGUUUAGUAUGUUUCCUUUUCAUUUAUAUUUUGUAUUAAUCGAUGCCUUGAUCUUCAAAACCUCGUGCUUUAUUCGAAACAUUGUCGAUUUUAACAAUAAAAAUAAACUAUUACCAAAACUUUUAAAUCGUCCACUCCAAAAAGUUGGUCGUCUUUGAUAGAUAUAUAUACGUAGCCAUGAUGCUUCCUCGCUAUUCUAGUUUGAUUUGGUAAAUAGCUUAACACUACGCCAACGAUGUUUUGGAAGGGUAUAAAGUGAAUGCAGUCCAUGCUGUACCUCGUGAAAAGAGAACUCUCUGAAUAAAAACAAUAAGCUAUAACUAUAGAAAAAAAUCGAAAAUCUUAGACGAAAGUAGCUAAAUCGGUUGCAGAUAAGUCGGCACAGACCCUAAUGACUGGAGUAAAGUCAAAAGUUCGGGGUUUCCCCAUGCAGCCUAAGCAAGUAACUGUAAUUUUUUUUAAGACGACAAAUAAAGCACAAAAAAUUGCAUCUUGGAUUGAACUAACAGUAAAUUAAUUUUAUUUCAACUAGAAUCUGUCCAGAUUUUGUCGAGAGCAAGCCUUAUUUUCUUAAAUAAUAACUUUUUUUGUUUUGGUUACUGAUGGUUGGCAAAGUUUAAAUUGAAAACUCACGCGUGAGGUUGGUUGUUCAGUACUAUCGUAUUUUUUCAUGCACAUGUUUGGCCGUUGAAAACCAUAGGACAAAGUUUUAUCUGUGAUGUUUCGAUAUGGCUUUUCAACGCGCUGGGAGUAUCAAAAUUUAAAACUAAAAACGUUUACCUAAAAUAGUUUGGACAAUACUGAAUAUAACGCCGCUGGGAAAUUUGCGCUUCAUUUUGAAAAAAAAAAGUGAAUGUGAAAAAUGUUCAUUGCACCCAUUGGGUGGUGUUGUUUCGCGUUUUGCUUUACGCUAGCCACCACGUGUUUGUAGAGAGCACAUAUACAAUGUAGCACUUGCGUACAUGUCCACAGAUAACUGUGCAAUGAAUACUUUACUUAUCAAGCAUAUUUAUAUUCGACUUGGUUCGACAAGAACUGGAAACAUCAUGAACUUGCUUCAACCAGAUUCUGGUUCGUUUAGUCUUCUUUCUUGGCCUGAUUAAAUGCUGGCGGACAGCGAACGCCUUCAUAUCUCAUUUUACGAAUCAAACCGAAUUGACGGCUCUAUAGCUUUGCUGAUAAUCCAAUACUAAGGCACGGUAGUCAAAUUGAGUGGUGGGACCAGUUCCUAUCAGUUGUUUGCUACAAAGUGUCUGCUGUUACACAGUGUAGUAACUAAUCGUGCCACAGUAGGGUUCGGAAGAUGUCCCAAAACUUUUUCAAAUCAACACGUAAAAUUAUAGGCGCUGGCGUGAAUUACAAAGAGAUUCUUCGGCAAACAAACACCGCAAAACCAGCAAACCCUGUGAUAUUUUUCAAACCUGUAUCAACGCUCAUAUCAAGCGACGAAGGCACGAUCAAGGUUCCCAAAGUGUUUGGUGCCAUCAACUAUGAAGCCGAGCUGGGUGUCAUCAUUGGGAAGUCCGGCAAGAACAUUAGCGCAGAUCAGGCUAUGGGCUAUGUGGCCGGUUACUGCUUGGCACUGGAUAUGACCGGAAUGGACUACAUUGUGGAUGCUCGCUCGAAAGGAUUGCCGUGGUGUUUGGGCAAAGGUUUCGAUACGUCCACUCCGGUUAGCCGAUUUAUUCCACCGGAAGAGCUGGGUGAUCCGACCGAUGUGCGCAUCUGGUGCAAGGUUAAUGAACAAAUGAAACAGGACGAUACGACUAGAAAUUUGAUUUUCACGAUCGCAGAACUAAUUGCUUUCUCCUCGAAGUACAUGUCUUUGGAAAAGAACGAUCUAAUUCUGACCGGUACACCAGCCGGUGCAGGUCCUGUUAGAAAUGGUGAUGUUAUCGAGUGUGGAAUAGGUGAUAUUGUGCAAAUGACUUUCCACAUUGAAAAUGAGUAGUACUGUAUAUAUUUGUAAAACCUGUUACUGCGUCACUUUUAAUAGCAGUUGUACUGCUUAGGUGGAGAUUCAACUAUAAAUUCGUGUUUAUCUAAUAAUUUAAUAAUCCUGUUGAAACAAUACCUUUGUUAACCGAUCACAAUGGAAGAAUUUAAAUAUACAUCUAGUACGUA